UGAGAGCUGAGCUUCUUGAAGUUCUUCAGAAAGCAGGAAGGUUGAGCGCAUAGUCCAGCGCAUAGCAGCAGCUCUGGCCCUGAGGGCCUUGAGAAUAUUCUUUCCCAGGUUUGGUGAAUGCUCGAGGAGGUGGAACGUCUAGGUGAAUGUCGGCAACGAUUUAGCGCCCUCGAAGAAGUGGUGCAGCAUUGCAGUAACUAUCUCCCUUUUACAUAUGAUCCGUAGAUUGUUGGCGAGGCCUUUGCAGUGCAAUUUUGUCUUCGGCUGUCGAUCAGAGUGUCAAGGACUGGCUCUUGCUCAAAUGGGGACUCUGACACUGGCCGUUGGAGGCGACUCUUUGGCACUAGGGCCUCCCAAUUUGUAUACGCCAGCUGCAGAAGGUGGUAUCAAGCUGGCUGUCCGAUCGCACCUUCCCACCACUACUGUUCCAAGCAGCUGGUCAAAGACCCGCAGCUUCCGAGCUGCUGCUGGAUACGAAGGCCGGGCAGGCACACUGCCACUUCUUUCUCCCAAGGCGCUAACAAGUGGCGGCAGCAACUUCAUUGGUGGUAAUCUUGAAGCAAGAUAUCUGCAAAGCCCCGCGAAUGCCAGAGCACAUUCUGUCGCGGCGCCACCGAAGGCAGCUGCCCCUACAUUAGACAGCACAUCAAGGACUAGUCGCCCUCCACUUGCAAAAACCAGGUCGGAUGAAGAGAGAUCCGGCAGCCGCAAUGCUGUUGUUUGGACAGGGGACGAUUCUUCUGAUAUGCCAAAGGGGACAGUAGCGGAGGCCGGCGUCAAGUUUGAGUCAUUGGGGCUGUCGGAGUCUCUGCUUUUGAGACUGCAGGACCUGGGCUAUCAGCAGGCAACAGACGUCCAGGCUCAGGCUAUCCCGCUGUUGCUAAAGGGCAAGGAUGCAGCUGUUCAGUCCUACACUGGCUCUGGCAAGACCCUGGCCUACUUGCUUCCCAUUCUGAGCCUCAUUGGACCCAUCAGCCACUCGCGAUGGGUCGAGAAGCGGGGCACAAGAGGAGUGGAAGCCAUGGUUGUGUCGCCCUCCAGGGAGCUUGCGAUGCAGAUAGUGCGGCAGCUGGAAUUGCUGCUUGGGGAUGAGUACAAGGGCCUGGUGCAGCAGCUGAUUGGAGGGGCCAACAUGUGGCGUCAGGGGGAGCGCAUCAAGGAGAACAAACCCAUUUUUGUGGUCGGGACCCCUGGGCGGAUAGCCGAAUUCAGCAGAUCGGGGAGGUUGCAGACGCACGGGUGCCGCUAUUUGGUCUUGGACGAAGCCGACCAGCUGCUGUCGCUCAAGUUCCGGCCCGACAUGCUGCGCAUCCUGGAGCACGUGGGCACCCAGCGCACAAAGGAUGACAUCCGCAGUGCCGAAGACAACGGGCCGAGCACGAGUGGGCGCGGAGGGCGGGACAGGUCGAGCGUCCGGGCGGAGAGGCAGACGGUGCUUGUAUCUGCGACCAUGCCGCGAACCGUCCUGCAGGCAGCGGUGAAGUGGGGCUACAACCCCGUUCACAUCACCCCCGAAGGCCCCCAAGAGAUUGCGGUUGGAGCGGCAGCGAAGGCGGCCGCGCUCAUUGGCACGUCAGCGACUGGUGUCGUCGUCCCUGCCGCUGUUCCUUCAGCAGCUGCUACCGCUACUGGUGAUGGCCUGGCAGCCAGCCUGCCUCCCAAUCUGGAUCAUAGAUUCGUCGUGACAGCAGCUCGACAUCGCGUUGACACAUUGCGGAAGUGCAUAUACGCUCUGGACGCGCAAUCGAUCCUCGUCUUUAUGAAUUAUGGCAGACGACUGCAAGAUGCUGUCUUCAAGCUCCAAGCCCGGGGCAUGGAGGUCGGCAGCCUGCACGGAGGCCAAAAUAAGCUCCAGCGGAGCAACACCCUGGCUUCCUUCCGAGACGGCAAGAUUCGCGUGUUGUUGGUUAGCGAGGUCGCGGCCCGGGGAAUCGACGUGGUAGACUGCGAUCUGGUUGUCAACCUGGAGUUGCCCUCGGAUGGUGCCCACUAUUGCCAUCGAGCAGGGCGGACUGGGCGUAUCGGUCGGCAUGGCAACGUCAUAUCUUUGGUGGAGCCCAACGAAGUGUUCGUUCUUAGAAAAUUCGAGAAACAGCUAGGAAUCUCGAUAACAGAAGCGGAAGUAACGGAGGGGAGAAUGUACGAGAAAAGCACUGUUCCUUUGCAUCAACGGGAAGAGACCUUUGAUCAAAUGUAAGCUGAAGUUUCUUUGAUGAAUUAAUAGCGCAGCACACCCCGCCUGGUAUCCAAAACAAGCCUUUGUCCGUGCCGUGAGCCUGUGUGGUGAACCUUCAAGAGUCCGAAUGAGGGUGUGGAACCAGUAGAUCAACACAAGCCAUGCAGACUCCUCAAAUUGCUGCCGAGCAUAAAAUCUAUGUAGAGCCGCAUCAUCGAUAACUGCUAGCUAGUUCUAUGCGUGUA
Messenger RNA from Klebsormidium nitens, 2421 nucleotides. The record is from the annotation of a GenBank genome assembly. Lineage: Eukaryota; Viridiplantae; Streptophyta; Klebsormidiophyceae; Klebsormidiales; Klebsormidiaceae.